Anarrhichthys ocellatus (wolf-eel) is the source of this 2563-nucleotide messenger RNA. It is a transcript of the gene zdhhc12b, whose product is annotated as zDHHC palmitoyltransferase 12b. Gene Ontology annotation, molecular function: protein-cysteine S-palmitoyltransferase activity. Lineage: Eukaryota; Metazoa; Chordata; Actinopteri; Perciformes; Anarhichadidae. The coding region runs from base 602 to 1414 and encodes 270 amino acids. The record is from RefSeq and is a predicted model, not a curated record. The transcript is spliced from 5 exons. Gene Ontology annotation, cellular component: endoplasmic reticulum; Golgi apparatus. Gene Ontology annotation, biological process: protein targeting to membrane; peptidyl-L-cysteine S-palmitoylation.
UCAAUUGCACUUAUUGUUGGAUGGUUAUGUCCUUGUAAACUGACCCAAUAUCAUCAUGAUCUGGAUUCUUCUCAACUCCAACGGCAUUUCCCCCAUUUCUACCUGCAAUGCCGGCACAGAUGUUGUUUUAAAGACCCCACUACAUAUUCGCAGUUCAACUGAACGAGCCUAAUGAGACGCAGCAGGUUGAGCAUCUCAGGGCAGAGCUCGCGCUCAUUCUCCCUUACGGACACUCCAUACUAGACUGUCUCGUGACCGACGCUGGCCAAUCACCGCUAAGACUGCACACGGACGACAACAACAAACAAAUGCAUUAGACCGAAGCUGAAAUUCAAAUAUUAUGUUUUUCGACCUACAUUUAAUUAAGUGUUUGACUGAGUCACGCGGAACCAAUAACGUGCACCCCGCCGUUUAGUGCCGUCGGUCGUAAAACAUCCGUUACUGGCCGGUGACGGUACCGUUCGCUGUUAACGCUUCACACAGAACGCUCGAGGUCUCAGGAACGUCGGUUAAUGCGCGGAACCCUUUUAUCUUUCCGCUAACGCUAGCAGCUCAGUGGUCCGUCUGAACACAGCGAUGGACGCUCUAACAUGCUAGCACCAUGUUCAAAAAUGUGUUUGGCUCUGGGUUCCUGGUUAGAACAGCUCAUGUGAUUUUGACAUGGGUCAUAACGUUAAUACUCUUCCUACAUGAUACAGAGCUGAGGCAGCAGGAGGAGACGGGCCAGCUCGUGCAGCCGGUGUUCUUCGUGCUGCUGGUGCUGUUGUCGGUGUUGCUCUAUUUCGCCGUUUCUCUGAUGGACCCAGGCUUCAUCCUGUCUGAUGACAGUGAUCUACAUUUCACGCUGGGAGUGACGGAGGAGCAGCAGGACAUGAUCCCCCCCACCACCAAGUCCCUGCGACAGCGCCGCUGUGGCCACUGUCUGCUGCAGCAGCCAAUGAGAUCAAAGCACUGCCAGACGUGUCAGCACUGUGUCCGGCGGUACGACCACCACUGCCCCUGGAUCGAGAACUGCGUUGGCGAGAGGAACCACCGCUGGUUUGUGCUUUACCUGGCCAUCCAGCUGCUGGUGCUGCUCUGGGGGCUGCACAUUGCCUGGACGGGUUUCAGGUACGCACCCAGCUGGCAGCUGUGGCUGCGUACCAACGGCAUGCUGCUGACCGUGGUCGUGCUGGUGGCUCUGCUCUCGCUGAUCGUGCUGCUCCUGCUCGGCUCCCACCUCUACCUGGUGUCUCUCAACACCACCACCUGGGAGUUCAUGUCGCGCCAUCGCAUCUCCUACCUAAAACACUGCGGCGCUGAUGAAAACCCCUUCGACCGGGGCACCUUCAACAACCUGUGGGGUUUCUUCUGCGUGUGGGGCACAGUGGUGUGGGAACAGGUGUACUUCAGGGAGGGCAGCGACCAGGUCUAGGAUUACAUGACAUUCAAAGACUGAAAGGGAUUUCACUCAGAUGUAACCUCUCUAGUUUUUGGGACCAGACACUUAACUGCAAAGUUGGGAGAUGAAUUAUGCUUUUGUGCAGUUUACCUUUAUGAAGACACUUGUGUUGUUGUCCCACAUUUACCGUCUUUAACAUCUCUCCUCCCAGUGGUCCACACUUCCUGUUUUUCACAGAAGUGGCUGUCAACAGGUUACCAGCAUUAAAGCCCUUAUUCUAACAUUCGUUUACAGCCAUUGAAGGAUACAGAAGCAUUUCAGGCCCUUCACUGUCUCAUGUGAAGGCCGAGUGAAGCUCGUCGUAAAGCCUUGGUCUUUAUGCUCCCACAUCCUACCUGACCGCUCCUAUGUACUCCACGCAAUCAUUUCUGUGAGCAAUGAACAUUGUACACCCGACUGUUAAAUACUUUUAAAGUUUACUUUUAAUACAUGUUAAUUAUUGCAUAAACAUUUGAUAAAAAAAAAAUCCUUGUUUUAUGUGCAUGUGUAGACAAUCCAGAUGUGUGGUUGCUCUGUUCACUCACUGCAGACAGGUCCAAUGAGUUCUACUGUAGAAGCGUCAUGCUGUCAUGCUGCUCUUGUUUCAUGCGACCGAUUACUGUAAGUGCUGAGUGGUAUUUAUUCUGCAGAGGUUUUACAGCUUCCACAUCUUCACUCUUAAAACGGUUAGUUGAAGUUAACAUUUUCAUUUUUUCUUUUCAAACAUCAGAUGACGGUAGCUGUAUUGUUCAUGGCAUUUGUACAGGAAGCUUUGACUUUCAAUGGACAGCAUUUCAAGCUAUUUUAUAUUGUAUGUCAUUUUGUAACUAUUUUGAACCAGAACAUGUCUCUAGAUUUUUGUAUGACUAUUUGAAUGGAGUACCUGGAGGAGCAGCAGCUCAGCGUUAGAGCAGUGAGUGCAAUAGUUCCCUUGUAACAGCAAUAAAUGUUGAAUUCAAUGUACAGCUGUGGUGCUGGACAACAUGCAGACUGCCUCCAGUUGUAUUAGUCAGUGAGCGCUCUGGUUUUUAUGAAUUAACAUUUAAUUCAUGUUGUGUACUUCUGAAUUAUAUGCAAUACUGUCAUGCAAUGUUUUUACUACUUUAAAAUGACUAUACAUCAAAAAAUAAAUGUUAAUGACGA